AUGCCUAAGAUCGCCUGUAUCGGUGUAAUCGGUAAAGCCGACAACCCAAUACAUAUAGCAUUGUUCCCUCCAUAUCGCAACUCGGCUAUCGAGUUCUCCUUCCUAGUGAACUCCUGCUUGGAUAUCGUUGAGAUAAGGCGCAGACAAACGUCCAUUGACCAGGAUCUCGGCCUUUUGCACGCCGUGGACGAAAGCUUGGCGGCGUACGGAUGGCUCACCACGACAGGAGUGAAGCUGCUAGUUAUAGUUGAUCUAGUCGGCGAAAUAAUUAACCCAGAGGGGCUCGGGGCAUCAUCUAGGACUAUUGUCAAGGUGCCUGACCUUAGGCCGGUCUUCCGUUCUCUGCAGGACGCUUAUGUUCAACUAUUGCAGAAUCCAUUCUAUACCCCGAUUGGGCACUCUGAUACCGUCAAGCCUUCUGCUCAGGUGUCUAGCUUUCCGCAGGUCGCAGACAAAAGAUUUGUCAGGGAGAUUUUACGAAUUGGUGAGUCAUGGGCACCACUUAUGUCUCCACACUAG
Messenger RNA from Aspergillus fijiensis CBS 313.89, 519 nucleotides. RefSeq lists its product as uncharacterized. Gene Ontology annotation, biological process: endoplasmic reticulum to Golgi vesicle-mediated transport. Bases 1 to 519 code for a protein of 172 amino acids. Gene Ontology annotation, cellular component: TRAPP complex; cytoplasm; nucleus. The record is from RefSeq and is a predicted model, not a curated record. The transcript is spliced from 3 exons. Lineage: Eukaryota; Fungi; Ascomycota; Eurotiomycetes; Eurotiales; Aspergillaceae.